AUGGGAGUUGAAGGUCUCUGCGGCUGCACAAUAUUGGUCAUCAUUUCUCGAGAUGCAAUCUACUUUGCUCAUUUCUUUGAAAGUCUUUCUUGGAGCCCUGACCCAGAUAUACUAAGGGACAGGGGGUUUCCAGCCCUCGACAGGAACUUCCAGGAGUCGGUGAUUGAUUUCUUGAGUACCGGAAGAGACUGGCCUGAUGAGGAAGUUGAUCAAAACGUGAAAUUAAUUGAUCACGCGGCUAGCUUUCUACCAGAACUCGGAACACGGGCAUUUAUUUUGACUCCUCAGAAUCAGGAAAAUGCAGCAGAGGCAAAUGGGGCUGACGUGGACGGUAAUGUCAACUACAUCGACGGGCUACUCUAUGAGGACAUGAUCGAUCAGCUCAUUUAUAGUUGUGAAUCUUCGCAUCUCGUGCAAAUAUUGCCUCCAGUUAAAAAUCCCGAGAAUCCUCAUCAGUCCGGCAGUCCUCAUCAGUCCGGCAGUCCUCAGCAGUCUGCAAGCACUCAGCAGUCUGCAAGCACUCAGCAGUCCGAGAGCCAAGUCACCACAUCGAGCACAGUAACCACCUGGUCAGGAUCCCAGGGAAUAGAAGUGGUCUUUGAUGGGACUAUAUACACAAUUGCAACUCAACCCACUACAUUCACCAAUAACGGCAUACCCGUCAUUAUUGGGCCAGGAGGUCUGACGAUUGGGUCAGAUAUAAUACCACUGCCGGUUCUCACGGGAGAGCCUACCGCAUUUACCACUGAUGGAGUCAUCUUUACUGUGUGGCCUCCAGGCCAUCGCGUUACACCCACCAUUGUGCCUUCAACCACGGCAGCUCCAGGUCCACUCCCAACAAGCGUGACUCCCAGCCCGACGACAGCACAAACGUCCUCCCAAGCACCGACGAGUACUGUUAUCACGAUCACAGCCAUCGACAGUUCCAGUACCUCCGAGGUCACCUUUUCUGCUUCUACGCUUGCCCCAUUUACGAAAUUGACGGGCACUUCAACGAUCACUACGACUAUCGAUGGUGUGUUGACAACAAUUGUAGUUGGCCCAGGGGGCAUGGCUUGGAUUCCUACACACCCCAGCACAAUGACUUCUGGGUUUCCUCCUGUGCCAUUUCCCUCUCAGCCACCGUCGCCGGGUUCAACAGGCACAAACAUUCUUCCCACCGACACAUCGAAUUCGGCGAGUGUUUCCCCAACUAGUACACGGACAUCCAAUCCAUUCCCUUCUUCUCAAUUCACAGUUCCAGUGGUCAUCACAACCACGAUUACAACGGAUGGACCCGAGGGCCCUACAACCAGUACUAUGACUGGAACCACCGAUUCGACAGGGUUUGUGAAUCCUGUCACCACAAUGUCGACCUCGGCGGCCAUAGCAUCUGCAAUUUCACUAUCAUCUCGCAUUAUGAGCGCUUCAAAUGUCAUCGACGCUUUUUCUGCAAAUCCAGCAAAUGCUGCAAGCGCAAGUUCAGCCGUCGCAGCAAUCGAGACUUCGAAGACUGGCAAACGGAAACAGCUUUGGAGGGGAAUUGCUUCAACGCUGCAAAACCUCGCGGGGGUCAUUCCUAGUGUAUUCGGGGGAUCAUCUCAACCGUCCGCAAUCGAUGGGCCACUUACCGAGCUGGCUAGUCUUGCCGACGCCCUAGGAAAUGAAGCCGAGAAAGCCAGCCACAGCUCAGAUAUGACGGCAUCUCCCUCGUGUACGGGCACAAUUCUCACGAACUGCGAUGUCUUCUGCCUUGAGGGAACGACCUCGACCGCAGGAAGCACGAUUACAACAAAGUCCUGCUAUUCCACGACGUGUAGUGUUGACACACAGUGCGGAGGAUCUGCUGUCACUUCGACUUCGUACGAUUAUCUCUAUUGUCCAACCACCGUGGGCGAGGAAACUAUGUCACUCUACUCUUACCCAGGAUUCAAGUUUGAUCCGAUAAUCACAGAUUUUGGUAACGAUUCUUCGUCAAAUGGGACAGCUACGAGCAGUGACAUUACGACCAGCGAGUCCACUACAGCCAGCGAGUCCACUACAGCCAGCGAGUCCACUACAGCCAGCGAGUCCACUACAGCCAGCGAGUCCACUACAGCCAGCGAGUCCACUACAGCCAGCGAGUCCACUACAACCAGCGAGUCCACUAUAACCAGCACGACGACGACCACCACCACCUUAAGUACGACCACUACAACUAGCUCACCCAGCGCGAGCCCUACUUCGAUCCCGAAGGAUUACAUAUCCGAUUGCAAUUCCUUUUCACAUUCAGGUCCUAAUGAUGGCGAGACCUGGACUGCCCUCGAUGUGAAGAGGGGUCGUAUCGUUGCUGCUUUUCUGGAUGCAGUGGAAUGGUAG
Messenger RNA from Penicillium cosmopolitanum, 2337 nucleotides. RefSeq lists its product as uncharacterized. Lineage: Eukaryota; Fungi; Ascomycota; Eurotiomycetes; Eurotiales; Aspergillaceae. The transcript has 7 exons. The record is from RefSeq and is a predicted model, not a curated record. Bases 1 to 2337 code for a protein of 778 amino acids.